GGAUCGGCCUGUUCAGAGACUCUGCCUGGAGUUGGUCAGAUGGGAGCAGUUUCUCUUUCAGAUCCUGGGAUCAAGGUCAACCUAACGAGACAUGUGCUAUGACUACGUUAAAUGGAAAUUGGAGCUCCGAUGUCUGUAAUAAAACCAAACCCUUCUUCUGCUACAACGAUUCAGUGAUCCUGAUCAAGGAGAACAUGAUCUGGGAGGAUGCGUUAUACUACUGCAGACAUCACCAUGGCGACCUUGUCUCCAUCACCAACCUGGACGAUCAGCGCUGGGUCCAGGAGAGAGCCAAGAUGGCCUCCACUCACCAUGUGUGGCUGGGACUGCGCUACACCUGCACUCUGGACUUCUGGUUCUGGGUCAGUGACGAGACGGUCCACUACAAGAAUCGGCGCCCCCCAGUCGGGAACGGACUGCAACAUGUCUGGAGCCAUGGACCGAGAGGGGACUUGGGUCAAACUGAUUGA
Molecule: messenger RNA, 470 nt
Organism: Perca fluviatilis (European perch)
Lineage: Eukaryota; Metazoa; Chordata; Actinopteri; Perciformes; Percidae
Product: macrophage mannose receptor 1-like
Exons: 2
Coding region: 99-470 (123 amino acids)
Source: RefSeq, a predicted model, not a curated record